GUUUAAGGUAAAAGCUCAACAUACAAGUACGUGGAUUUAGAGCUGUUGACUCACAAAUACACAUAUUUCAUCAGCGAGAUACGAUACGAUAGAGAAUUGUAAUAAAAACACAACGCACGCAAACUAAUUGGAGAGUCCAAGCAGCAACAGACGAAAGUAUCUAUUUAAAGACCACGACCACUACAAAGUGAAUUACCUUAGUCAAUUUUAUUAACGUCGAAAAUAACACAAAUAUGAGUCUCGUCUGGACUUUGAUAGCGGGCUUUCUCUAUGCCGAAAUAGCUUUAGUUCUACUCUUGGUAUUGCCCGUGGCCAGCCCGUACAAAUGGAACCGGUUCUUCAAAUCGAAAUUUCUGGCGAUGUUGGCCAGACAGGCUCACUUAUAUUUCUUCCUGAUUAUGGGUGUGCUUGUCCUCUUCCUUUUGGAUGCGAUACGUGAGAUGCGUAAAUAUUCCCAUCACGACCAUAGCAGCGAUGUUCAUUUGAAUGUGGAAAUGCAACACAGCAUGCGCUUAUUCCGAGCCCAACGCAAUUUCUAUAUAUCUGGUUUUGCCAUUUUCUUGGUCCUGGUGAUACGCCGGCUGGUAACAUUGAUAUCUACACAAGCUGGUCUGCUUGCCCAGAGUGAAGCCUCAAUGAAACAGGCAGCCUCCGCAUCGGCUGCUGCCAGAUCGAUGAUGGCUGAAAAAUCCACAGAAAAGGCUAAAGAAGCAACUGAAGAUGCAACAUUGGGAGAGAUUACAAAAUUGAAAGAUCGCAUUCAUGAGUUAACAUCCGAGUUGAAUCGCGAAAAGAAGGAUAAGGAAGCUCUGAAGUCGCAAGCCGAAAGCUUAAACAAAGAAUACGACCGUCUCACCGAGGAAUACAGUAAACUGCAAAAGAAGAUCACUAUUAGUGGCGAUGGGGGCAAGGGUGGAGCCAAGGAUGAUUAAUUCAAUAAUAUUUAAUUUAACCAAGUUUGGCAUAAAUGUUCAAAACAUCAACUUUGUUAAGACUUACUCACUUAUAACCACAUCCAAUGGAAUCAAUACUGUGGCUAUACUAUGAAGUUGCUCACAAGGGUAACAUUAAAAAAACAAUUAAAAUUAAUUAUAAAACAGAUUCUAUCUACAUUUAUACUUUCAUUACAUUAAAAACAAAAUGAUUUUUAUUUCAUUUUCUUAAUGCAUAGUUUGCUUUGCUUAUUUAUGUUUCUCUCUAAUAUCUGGUGUUUUUUCUGUCCCAAUGGCCAAGAAAUCUCCAAGCUUUAGUUUGUAUUUAUUAAUUCUUCAUAAAUGUAAACUUUUAUUAAUGUUCGAAAUCGUAUCUUUUAAUCAAUAAAAUUAAAAAAGCUUUAUUAAACAAAGUA
Stomoxys calcitrans (stable fly) is the source of this 1348-nucleotide messenger RNA. RefSeq names its product B-cell receptor-associated protein 31. The record is from RefSeq and is a predicted model, not a curated record. The transcript has 3 exons. Bases 234 to 932 code for a protein of 232 amino acids. Gene Ontology annotation, cellular component: endoplasmic reticulum; endoplasmic reticulum membrane. NCBI's taxonomy places the organism in Eukaryota, Metazoa, Arthropoda, Insecta, Diptera, Muscidae. Gene Ontology annotation, biological process: intracellular protein transport; endoplasmic reticulum to Golgi vesicle-mediated transport.